AUGACCCCAGAUACUUUUACGAGCACAGUCAACUUUAAAAACGCAGCAGUUACUACUAAAACUUACAAGGAAGUUAAAGAGGGCCCUCCUACGUGGCAAAGCAGAAGACUAGUACCAGAGAAUAUAAAAAUAUCUUCGGCUGAACUCAGACACGUUAGCAACGUUGAUCAUAGCCCAAAACAUAAGGAUUUAAAGAAAUACAAUAAGCUGCGCUACAAAAGUGGAAAUGAUGUAGGCUGGUACACACAAAGCAGUUUAAUAACAAGUUCUUCCAAAGAUCAAAGCCUUAUUAGAAGUUAUCCGUUGCCUACAUCACAACUUUUGGGCAACUCGGCGAAUACAAAUGAAGUUGAUCUUUUAAGUAAUAAGCAAACGUUUAUAGAUGAAGUCCAAAAUACUGCAGAUUUGAACUACAACACAAAUGAAAAAACUGGAGAGGGAAAUUUCUAUAAAACUGCUCUACCUGAAGAUAAAUCUUUAAACUUGCUAAAACCUAAUCUGAACUGGUUGUAUACUCCAUUUUCCUUUUGGUUUAUUGAAAACGUUUCAAGUCAUAUGAGCUUUGAAGCUUUUGAAGAAAAUCUAAAGUUAGUAGGCGACAUUUAUACGGUGGAAGACUUUUGGUCAUAUUACGGUCAUAUGAAGCGGCCUAAGGACCUAAAAAUACUAAGUGACUAUCACUUAUUUCGUAAAGAAGUUAGGCCUGUCUGGGAGGAUGCUAAUAACCGAUAUGGAGGUAAAUGGAUUAUUAAAGUGAAGAAAGAUGUUUCCUGUAUUUUGUGGGAAGAAUUAAUUAUGGGCUUCUUAGGAAACCAGUUCCACUUAGAAGAUGAAAUCUUUGGCGUUGUGCUGUCCAUACGGGUCAAUGAAGAUAUUUUAUCAGUGUGGAACCGAACAGCUAACGAUCAAGUUUUGAUUAUUAAAAUAAGAGAAACUAUUCAAAGGAUUCUUUGCUUUUCCUCGUCAGUUGUAAUGGCGUACAAACGUCACGAUAGAAGCCUUAAGGACUUGACGGCUCUAAAAACUGGCAAGUCUUAA
Molecule: messenger RNA, 1038 nt
Organism: Zophobas morio
Lineage: Eukaryota; Metazoa; Arthropoda; Insecta; Coleoptera; Tenebrionidae
Exons: 6
Coding region: 1-1038 (345 amino acids)
Biological process (GO): translational initiation
Cellular component (GO): cytoplasm; eukaryotic translation initiation factor 4F complex
Molecular function (GO): RNA 7-methylguanosine cap binding; translation initiation factor activity
Source: RefSeq, a predicted model, not a curated record